CAGUUCGUAACAUGACUUUGAAACGAUUCUACGCACACGUCGUCAUCGCCUCUCUGACAGCCGUCACUCUUGGCUACGUCGUACAAACUCCAAACAUAAGGAGAGAAGUUAAUAAAACCUCAAGAUACACUAAAGAAUCUCUUCUUAACUUCACGGAGCUUACCGCCAAAUAUGGAUACCUCUCCGAGGAACACAAAGUGCUCACAGACGACGGAUACAUCCUCACCAUGUUCCGGAUAGUGAAGGCCAGGAACUGCCACCGAGCGAAGAGAUCUCCCCCGGUGCUGCUGAUGCACGGCCUGCUGCAGAGCUCCGACUCCUGGAUAGACUCGGGGCCCGACGCUGGCCUGGCCUACCUCAUCUCCGACGCCUGCUACGACCUCUGGCUGGGCAACGUCAGGGGGAACUAUUACUCCCGGGGGCAUGUCCGCCUCGACCCUGACAAGGAUCCCGCUUACUGGAAGUUUUACAUCGAAGAGAUGGGAGUGUACGAUGUUCCAGCAACCAUCGACUACGUUCUAAAGCACACCAGGUCUGAGAAACUGAAUUACAUAGGUUUCUCUCAGGGAGCUGGGACUUUCUUUGUGAUGUGUUCUGAAAGACCGGGUUACUGUGAAAAGACUCAGCUCAUGAUUGGUCUAGCCCCAGCUGCCAGACAGUUUCACACUCAGUCCAAGAUAUACAGAACUUUGGUGCAGACCCUAGAAAAAAUGGAGAAUGCGUUAUCUGCGAACGGUGUGAUGGAAAUAUUUCCAAAGGGGGGACUUGUUCAGGAGUCGUCAUCAUUGUUCUGUCAGGUGUCGAAGCUGACGCAGAUGAUUUGUGAAGUGUUCCUCAAUCUGAUCGAUCACGUGGAGGCCCCUCACAUGGGGUCCAUUACUGACAAGACUAAGAAGGUGCUCUUCGGACACUUUCCUGCAGGAACGUCCUUGCAUAACAUGGCUCGCUACGGGCAGAGCAUGCACAGUGAUAGAUUCGAGAAGUUCAACUAUGGGAAGAAACGAAAUGUGAAGUUAUAUGGAAGUGAGAAGCCUCCGGAGUAUAACCUUAGUGCCACAACUGUGCCUGUGAUGGUGCUCUAUGGGAACAAUGAUGGAUAUGUGGAUACCAAAGACGUGAAGUGGCUGAUGGCUCGGCUGCCAAAUGUUCUGGAAUUUGUGAAGGUGGCCGACCCUCAGUGGAAUCAUAUGGAUGUGACUUACAGUCAGUAUACCAAGAAGUUAAUAUUUCCUAAGAUUAGUGAAUAUUUACUAAAAUAUUCGCGUGCGUAG
Helicoverpa armigera (cotton bollworm) is the source of this 1271-nucleotide messenger RNA. Its product is annotated as lipase 1-like. NCBI's taxonomy places the organism in Eukaryota, Metazoa, Arthropoda, Insecta, Lepidoptera, Noctuidae. The record is from RefSeq and is a predicted model, not a curated record. The coding region runs from base 12 to 1271 and encodes 419 amino acids. Gene Ontology annotation, molecular function: hydrolase activity, acting on ester bonds. Gene Ontology annotation, biological process: lipid metabolic process. The transcript has a single exon.